Molecule: messenger RNA, 1218 nt
Organism: Nymphaea colorata (pocket water lily)
Lineage: Eukaryota; Viridiplantae; Streptophyta; Magnoliopsida; Nymphaeales; Nymphaeaceae
Exons: 4
Coding region: 175-831 (218 amino acids)
Source: RefSeq, a predicted model, not a curated record
CGUCUACAAGUAGAUCGCUAAAUGCUUCAAGCUCGGGGAAGGAAGCCGAGUCACAGGAUUAACAGGCGCGGAAUCUAACGGGGCCUCCGUUCCGGCACCGCGGGUUCGUGAACUCCAACCCUAUCGACUUGCCAGAACACAGAGAGAGCACGGGCGCGCGCGCGCGAGAGAGAGAUGUAUCAUCCUUCCAGGGGGGGCGUGCGCGGUGGCCGAGACCAGUUCAAGUGGGAUGACGUGAAGGCUGACAAGCACCGAGAAAAUUAUCUGGGUCACAGUGUUAAAGCUCCUGUAGGAAGAUGGCAGAAAGGCAAGGACCUCUUUUGGUACGCCAGAGACAAAAAGUCUGCAAUGGCAGAUGCUGAAGCUGCUAAAGAAGAAAUAAAAAGGAUCAAAGAGCAGGAGGAGCAAGCUAUGCGUGAGAUUCUUGGCAUGGCUCCAAAAAGUGGCAGUCGGUCACAGGGCAGCCGCUUAGAUAAACAUGAAUAUGCUGAAUUAGUUAAAAGAGGUUCCACCACAGAGGACAUAGGUGCAAGUCAUGCUGAAGCAAUACGGGUUCAUGGUCUUGGUUUUUCUCGGGCUCCUCGGGUUGCCACAGACUUUGGUUGCGAACCUUCCAGUACCAGUGUGAAAGAGGCAUCACCUGAUAGGGCUGAUGCAGCUUCACCAAAGUCACUGACCAAGAGUAUGGAGGUGCCAGCACCUCAAAGCCACAAGAAGCGUGAGAGGAAUGGCGCAAGUGAAAAACAUGCAAAACGCCACCAUUCUUCAGAAGAGAAGAAAAAACACAAAAAAGACAAGGGGAAGAAGUAUCAUUCUGAUUCUGAUGGGUAAAGUCUUAGAAGGAGCUAAGCAAAUGAUAAUUCUGCAUUUUAGUUUAUUCAGAACACAUGUUUCCAGUCUAUUCAUUUAAACAUGGAUAGAUAAGACUUGUACCUUGUAAGCAUUUUCAUUUUAAGUUCGAAUGUAGCAAGAAUGUUGUUUUUAUGUGCUUAUGUUGAAGUUCAUGUAAAAUCUCUUUGUAAGAAAGCCUUUCUGCCGAUGCUAGGUGCAAUAUCCAAGUAUGUGGUUUGGUUCAGGCAGGGAUCCUCACACGAUUAUGGCGUCAGAAAUAUACCUUUGUACUGAACUUUUUUCCAUUCAGUUCAUUUAACAUGUGUAGAUGAGACUUGUAUCUUGUAUGCAUUUUUAAGUUCAAAUAUAGCGAGAUUGUUGUUUGUA